UCUGCUCUUAUCGGGUUUUUGGGGGGGGCGCGGUUUUGGGGGCCCCCCCCAAUUCUCGUUGUUCGUCCUCAGUGUGGGACAACAGCCAUGGCCGCUCUGCUGCGCUGCCCCGCCCUCGCCCGGAACCCGCGGCUGCUGCGGGCGCUGAGCACCGCCCCGCCCCGCCCCCACCCCGGUGACCCCCCCGAGGGGUCCCCGUGCCCCUUCAUGGCGCUGGGGGGAGGGGCCGAGCCCCCCUUCGUGCAGCGCGCCCCCCCCGAGCUGCAGGAGGACGUGACCCCCCCUGAGACAGACCCCCUGGAGUGGCUGCUGGAAUUUGGGGACCCUUCCGAGGAGCCCCCCGAGCGGCGGCCGGAGGAGAACCUGCCCGAUGACGCCUUCCCGUACGAGGCGGUUUUCGGGGCGCGCCUGGCAGGGCUGCGCCGCUCGCACACCUACCGCGAGUUCACGGCGCUGGCGCGGCGCGCGGGGGACCCCCCGACCGCCAUCCUGGGGACCCCCCCGAGCCUGGGGUCCCCCCCGAGCGCCGUUUUGGGGUCCCCCCCGCGCCUGGUGCAGGUCUGGUGCUCCAACGAUUACCUGGGCAUGAGCCGGCACCCCGAGGUGCUGCGGGCGGCCAGGGCGGCGCUGGCCGCGCACGGGCUGGGCGCGGGGGGCACGCGCAACAUCGCGGGCUCGGCGCCGCUGCACGGGGCGCUGGAGGCGGCGCUGGCCCGGCUGCACCGGCAGCCCCGCGCCUGCCUCUUCUCCUCCUGCUUCGCCGCCAACGACACCGCGCUGGCCACGCUGGCCCGCCUGCUGCCGGGCUGCCACAUGUUCUCGGACGCGGGGAACCACGCCUCGAUGGUGCAGGGCAUCCUGCGCAGCGGCGCCCCCAAACAAAUCUUCCGCCACAACGACCCCCAGCACCUGGAUGAGCUCUUGGGGCGCUGCCCCCCCGGCGUCCCCAAAAUCGUGGCCUUCGAGUCCGUUCACUCCAUGGAUGGCUCCAUCGCGCCGCUGGCCGAGCUCUGUGACGUCGCCCACGCGCACGGUGCCCUCACCUUCGUGGACGAGGUUCACGCCGUGGGGCUCUACGGGCCGCGGGGGGGCGGCAUCGCCGAGCGGGAUGGGCUCUGCGGCAAGGUGGACGUGGUGUCGGGGACACUCGGAAAGGCCCUGGGCGCUGUGGGCGGGUACAUCGCGGGCAGCGCCGCCCUGGUGGACGCCGUGCGCUCCUUCGGCCCCGGCUUCAUCUUCACCACGGCGCUGCCCCCGGCCGUGGUGGGGGGGGCGCUGGCGGCCCUCAGGGUUUUGGGGUCCCCCGAGGGGGGGGCGCUGCGCCGCGCGCACCAGCGGCACGCCAAACACCUGCGGGUGCUGCUGCGGGACCGCGGCGUGCCCGCGCUGCCCGCGCCCAGCCACAUCGUGCCCGUGCCCGUCGGGGACGCGCUGGCCGCCACGCGGCUGAGCCGCGCUCUGCUGCAGCGGGGGCUCUACGUGCAGGCCAUCAACCCCCCCACCGUGCCCCGGGGGGGGGAACUGCUGCGGAUCGCGCCCACCCCCCAGCACAGCCCCGCCAUGAUGGAGCAGCUGGCAGACGCGCUGUCCGAGUGUUGGGGUGCCCUGGGGCUCCCCCGGGACUCGCCGCUCGGCCCCGCCUGCUCCUCGUGCCACCGCCCGCUGCACCUCUCGCUGAUGAGCGCCUGGGAGCGGCAGCACUUCCAGCAGCCGGGGGGCGUCCCGGCCACCGCCUGAACCCCAAAAACACCCCCGAAAACCCCAAAAAUAGCCUGAACCCCCAAAAACCGCCCGUGAGCGCCGGGAGCGGCAGCACUUCAAACACCGCGGGGACACCCCAAAAACCGCCCCCGCACAGCCUGACCCCCAAAAACCGCCUGAACUCCAAAAAGCCCCCAAAACAGCCCAAAAAACCGCUCCGACACCCCAAAAACCGCCUGAGCCCCAAAACCUCCCUGAUACCCUAAAUAACGCCUGAGCCCAAAAAAAAAAACCCAAAAAACUGCCAAACUCCCCCCCCCCCAAACCACUUCGACACUCUAAAAACCGCCCCAAAAACCUCCUGACCCCCAAAACCGCUCUGACACCCCAGAAACCGCAGGGACUCCCCCGUGCUCCCUGUCCCUCCCAGUGCUCCCAGUUCACCCAGCCACGCUGGGAUUUGUGCCGUGCCCAUGUUAUUUUGGAUUUUUUUUUUUUUUUUUUGAGGGGGGUCCCCUCAAUUCCAUCCCAAUCUUACCCAGAUCCCACCCCCAAAAAAAAAAAAAAAAAAAUGCUGGUCACCCCCUCCCAGUCCCUCCCAGUGCUCCCAGUUCCCAUUCCCGCAUUCAGGACUGGGGGGUGUCCCUCCCCCCCUUUUUUUUUUUUGCGGGGAGGUGUCCCCUCAUUCCCCUCCCCCCCACCCGCGCGCUCCCAGUUUUCCUCCCCCACCCCUCCCAGUGCUCCCAGUAGCAAUAAACCAGUUCGGGACUGGA
Oenanthe melanoleuca is the source of this 2474-nucleotide messenger RNA. Its product is annotated as 5-aminolevulinate synthase, erythroid-specific, mitochondrial-like. The coding region runs from base 88 to 1737 and encodes 549 amino acids. The transcript is spliced from 11 exons. Lineage: Eukaryota; Metazoa; Chordata; Aves; Passeriformes; Muscicapidae. Gene Ontology annotation, biological process: erythrocyte development; heme biosynthetic process; hemoglobin biosynthetic process. The record is from RefSeq and is a predicted model, not a curated record. Gene Ontology annotation, molecular function: pyridoxal phosphate binding; 5-aminolevulinate synthase activity. Gene Ontology annotation, cellular component: mitochondrion.